GUAAUUUCUGUCUUUUACGGGAAUGCUGAAGUUGUUUUAAUGACAAGACAAUUUUUGUAUAAAAUUUUUUAUUUUAUAGAUUUGAAAAUACUCCAAGAUGAAAGUAUAUGCAUUACUACCAGUCUGUGGUAUAAAGUUUAUACCAAAAACAAAAAAAUUGUUAAUUUACGCUAUUUUUAGUCGAGUGUGAUGUCUAGAACUGUCACAUUGUAACAAUAUUUGCUUAAUGUAAAAGAUCUACAGUUUGUACUUACAAAAAUUUAAAUUCAUAAACUAAUAGAUGAUAGGUACAAUUUCGAGCUUUAAAAAUUAAUUUCUUAUACAUAAUUAAGACGAAAUUGUGCUACAAAAAUUUAAAUUACGGGUGAAAAGUUGAUAAUUGGAGCAAUAAGAAAAAAAUUUUAUUUUUGAUAUUAAGUCCAAUUUACAACUGAUAUUAAUAUAUGUACUUUGGUUCUGGAAAAAAAUUUUAAUCUAUAAAAGAAUAGAUAAUGACUCUAUGCUCAAUUUCCAAAGUGUUUCCUAAGUCCCCUAAAUUUUAAUUUUAUCUUAUUCAUCAGGAAGGCAAAAUCUGUAAACAUUAUUUUUCUUACUUAUACUUUUAGGAAUCAAAAUCCCUUUUUUAACGUCCUCCUUUACCGAGUAUAAUAGAUUUUAGAAACAUUUUUGUUGCAACUUAUUACAUGCUACAGAAUUUUUUCAAAAUUGUACAUAAAAUGUGAAAGAGAGGAGAGGAUUGAAAAAGUUUUGAAAUUAUCUGAAAAACUUUGCAACACACGUGCAUAUAUUGUAGAGAUUUUGAUAAUUAUGCUAUAUGAGUAUAUACAAUUAUCAGCAUUUACAAAUUGUGUAUUAUAGAGUUAUUAUAACGCUAGAAUUUACAAAAUCGGAGUUGAUAAAAUUGCGACAUAAUCUCGUAUCCCGCGCAGCGUAGUCACACAUCAUGUCAUGUUCUCUCAUGAUGACGUUGUACGCACUCAUGCUCAGGUUCGCCUACGCGCACUCUCAUGAUUUAUUUUUGCUUGGCGAUUUGUACAAUCACGAUUUGCCGCAAUCUCGGCGGAGCCUCGGUCGAACGCGCAAAGUAACGGCCGCCUAUUCCAGAAUAAUCUAUGGAUUAAGAGUUUCUUAAUAUUGUAGUACUAUAAAUUUUAAUUUGUAAUUACACUACUUGCUAUGUUAAAAAAAGAUCUGAAUUAUAAUUAAACAUCUAUCUUUGUGGAAUGACGGCACAUUAAGUGAGUUUGUGAGUGACAACCGUAAUUGUAAAAUUUAUUAUAAAAAUCGGAUUAAUAGGAUCAUUCAUUGUUUGAUAAGGAAAACUGAAUUAUUCUAUAUAUAUAAAUUGUUAAAUAAUUUACGUUGAGAAAAACGAAAGCAAAUAAGGUAUUUAAUUAAUAUAAAAUCAGAAACAAAUGUGAAUAAAUCAUAAGAGUACAAAUUGGAAAAGAUUAAAUAUUGUGUUAUAUGUUUGAUAUAUACAUAUAAACUAACGUAAAACAAUAUAUUAUAAAAUAUUUGGAUAUUUGAAAGUAAUAUGUGGAUUAAAUUUUUUUGGAAUGUGAAAAGACAAUGGAAAAUUAAGUGAAUUCAGAAUAUAUAAAUAAACUUGAGCAACAAGUGUCCUUAAAGUAAGUAAAAUCUUCAAACACGAAUGUUCACACGAACAUCUUAUAAAUUAUACAUUAUACUUUUUCAAAAGAUUAUUUAAAAUUUAUUAAAAAUAAUAUUUAAAUUCUUAUUUGAAAUUUAUUAUCAAAAUUUAUUUUCCAAUAAAGAAAAUUAAGUAAAUCUUAUUAAUAUGAAGGAUUAUCUUUGAAUCAGCACAAAUGUUAUUUUCAAAAAUGUUUUUUUAAACAUUUAUGAGAGAAAGAGAAUCUGUUUUAAAAAAAUUAAAUAUAGGUUAAAUUUUGUUUGUUUAACAUUUUAACGUUUGGAAAAAAGUUUAUUAUUGUAAAAGUUUUAAUAUUAAAAUAAUUAUAUAUAUUUUUAUUAAUUUUGUAAAUAAAUUUUAUCGAUUAGCAUCAUACACAUUCCAAUAAUCAUCACAUGACAAUAUUAUAAUCGAGAAAAUAUUUUAGAAUUUUUCUUCGAAAUCUUUUGAAAAUUUUCAAGCAGUCUUUCAUUCAAAUCAGGACCACCAAAUAACUUUGCUUGACUUCUACAAUAUUUUUACAAUUCUACAAAGUUUUAUUUUUAGUUUCUGGUUAAGAAAUAUAAUCCAAAAACAAAGUAAUAUGUCGAUAUUAACGUUCUCUAAUGUUAUAAUAUUUUAAUAAAACUUUUGAUUAUGAAAAUAAAAUUAUUAAAAUUAAAUUAUAGUCCUUUUAUUCUCUUUGUUCUAAAUAGUUUUUAAAAAAGAAAAGUUGCGAUUUUUAAUUAAAUUAUCUAGCUAUAUUAUAGUAUAGUCAAUUACCCUAUUAAAUAAUGCCCCAGAAGUGUCGUUAAUGAAUUAAAAGAAAAAUGACAAGAAAAGAAAAAAUGGACUACGAAGAUCAUGAGGAGAAAUCCUCAACUAUCAAAGAUUCUCCAACAAUACAUUUAGGCGAAUUGUUGGUGCACACGUCGAUGCCGACAGCAGCAGUCGCGGUAAAAUUAUGUAGUGAAGAUUCGGUAGAGGAAACAGAAAUCACCAAUCAGAAGAAAAGCGAUGUCCUGAGCACAUUUAAAAGAAGAACUUUCAAUAGAAUCAGCUUUAAGGGUGAAUCAGGUCCUUUAUUAAACAGGCAUCGCCAAACCAAAUUUAGCACUAGAAGAGUUCGCAAAAGAGUUGUUUUUAAACACGGUGACUGUAACGUUGUUCAGGGAAAUGUCGCCAAACGACGUCGACGGUAUCUUCAGGACAUUUUCACAACAUUAGUCGACGCACAAUGGCGAUGGACACUCUUAGUGUUUUCUAUGAAUUUUUUAUUGUCUUGGCUAGGAUUUGCGCUUAUAUGGUGGCUGAUCGCAUACAGUCACGGUGAUCUGGACCCCCAGAAUUAUAAUAAUGAGACUUUUAUUCCCUGUGUCGUGGAUAUACGAAAUUUUGCAAGCUGCUUCCUGUUUUCUGUUGAAACACAGCACACAAUCGGAUACGGGGCAAAACACACGACGGACGAAUGCCCAGAAGCAAUUUUUACAUUAUGUAUUCAAUCAAUGACUGGAGUGAUUCUGCAAGCAUUCAUGGUUGGCAUUGUUUUUGCAAAGCUAUCACGUCCUAAAAAACGUACGCAAACUUUGCUCUUUUCGCGUAAUGCUGUAAUCUGCCAACGAGACGGUCAACCUUGUCUUAUGUUUCGUGUUGGUGAUAUGCGUAAGAGUCAUAUCAUUGAAGCUCACGUUCGUGCUCAGAUGAUUAAGAGAAAGGUUACUAGGGAAGGUGAAUUGUUACCGUUUUUUCAAACAGAACUUAAAGUGGGAGGCGAUGGAGAGGAGGAUAAGAUUUUUUUUAUCUGGCCUACUACAAUUGUUCAUAAGAUCGACCGAUACUCACCAUUGUAUAAGGUGUCAGCUGGCGACAUGCUAAGAGAGCGAUUUGAAAUUGUCGUAAUAUUGGAAGGAGUGAUUGAAUCUACCGGCAUGACAACGCAGGCAAGAAGUUCGUAUUUGCCAUCAGAGAUUUUAUGGGGUCACCGGUUUCAGCCCAUCAUUACCUUCCGCAAGGAGACCGGUGAAUAUGAAGUCGAUUACACUCUUUUCAAUAAUACUUAUGAGGUGGAUACUCCACUUUGUUCUGCCGCUGACCUCGACCGUAUCCGGGCGAUGCAUCGCAAAGAAACUGAGCGUCCUAGCUCAAGUAUGUUUCCGGAAUAUCAUGAAACCUAUAGUAAUAGUUCCUUAACAAUGACUUCUGCGUCAAGUUUGAAAUCUUCAACUGGCGAAUUACGUAACCAAAUACCGACGAUGACUUCGACGACCUCUCUAAACCCGAUACCAGUGAUAAUCACUAGGCCAGAUGAUUCGUGCAAAAAGAAUAUCAAUAUGCAUUCCAGCAUAUCACUGCCUCCUUCUUCUUCUUCUUCUUUUUCUGCUGUUGCACAAAAUGAGGUCCAAGGAUCACAAUGGUAAAAGAAUUUUUUGGGAACGAUCACUAAAAGUAUCACAAUGGCAAAUUGGAACAUUUGAGAGUUGUGCCUUCUUCUCUAGAUUUGCAAUUUCUCUAGAUUUUUUUUUUAGAUAUUACCAACAAUUACAUUUCAAAUUUCAAAAGCUGAUCACAAAUGCUUAAAUUCAAAUAUUGUAUGUAUAAUUUCUUUGUACAAUAAAUUCUCCAAAAACAUUAUAUCUUGAUUGGAAUUCUGAAGAGUUUUGCUGUUUAGUUACUAAAUAAAAAUUAGUAUAACUAUCCAAUAACCAAUCAAAAAGCUGCACUAAAUUUUUAUCAGGGAUAUAAAAGAUUAAUAUCAGAAAAUACUGCUGUAACUUAUGUGACGUUCGUGGUGACAUAUGAGAUACACGUGACGAACAUGUUAAGCGCUCGACAAGAUUAAAAGAUUGACUGGUGCAAUAAUGAGACCACUUCCCGCAUUAAAUUCAUCUCGCUUUUACAUGACUCCAGGAAUACAUCAUCAAUCCAUCAUCUAGCACAUUUCGUUUUUCAAUUUCUAAUAUGUUAUGCAAAAGUAAAUUUUUCAGAAAUUUUUUUUCAUUAAUUUUACAUUAUUCCGACUUCAUUAAUCAUUCAAAAUGGAAAUAUUUUUAAAAUUUAUCUAUUCCACAAACUUGUUUCGUUGUACUUUUAUUGAGAGCAACAGAGAUAAUUAUAAAUGCUUUAUUAAUUAAUU
Molecule: messenger RNA, 4766 nt
Organism: Monomorium pharaonis (pharaoh ant)
Lineage: Eukaryota; Metazoa; Arthropoda; Insecta; Hymenoptera; Formicidae
Product: G protein-activated inward rectifier potassium channel 3
Exons: 8
Coding region: 2464-4050 (528 amino acids)
Biological process (GO): potassium ion import across plasma membrane; regulation of monoatomic ion transmembrane transport
Cellular component (GO): plasma membrane
Molecular function (GO): inward rectifier potassium channel activity
Source: RefSeq, a predicted model, not a curated record